Gossypium raimondii (Peruvian cotton) is the source of this 3821-nucleotide messenger RNA. RefSeq lists its product as uncharacterized. Gene Ontology annotation, molecular function: protein binding; calcium ion binding. The transcript is spliced from 13 exons. Gene Ontology annotation, cellular component: cytoplasm; nucleus; plasma membrane. The coding region runs from base 457 to 3549 and encodes 1030 amino acids. Lineage: Eukaryota; Viridiplantae; Streptophyta; Magnoliopsida; Malvales; Malvaceae. The record is from RefSeq and is a predicted model, not a curated record. Gene Ontology annotation, biological process: endocytosis; endosomal transport.
GUAGAUGGUAAUGGACUCCAAGAAAUAUUGCAGUUGGGUUCCCAUGCGACCAAGCCCACAUCAUAAUUGGCUCCGAUUGUCUCUCCUAUUUCACCCAGUGCUUAGAUUGAAUCAUUUAGGCAGUGGUCGUUUAAAUCGCUUUUCUUCUCUCUCCACCUUCGUCUUUAUUAUUGCUAUUCAUUCUCCUCUCCUCGAUCUCACCACCAAACACCCUAACUCCCAUUCUAUAUCCACUCUCUCUGUUUUAUCGCGUGUACUUUCUUUCCUUUUCUUUUAUUGUUCAAAUUGUAUUUCCUAUUUCGAGAUUCAAUUGUUUCGAUUCUUUUUGUAACCUGUUGUAUUUCCCCUGUACUUGAGUUUGUGAUCUGGUUCUGGAUUUUAUUUUCCUAGCCUGAUCUAGGAGAGCUAUACAAUUAGUUCAGAAUUCGCUUCAAUUCUUUGUUUGUGGGCGUUUAUAUGGCGGGGCAAACUCAGGAUCAAUUCGAAGUUUACUUCAGGAAAGCAGAUUUAGAUGGGGAUGGCAGAAUUAGUGGAGCUGAGGCUGUUUCUUUCUUUCAAGGAUCCGGUUUGUCCAAACAAGUCCUCGCUCAGAUAUGGGCAUAUGCUGACCAAAGUCAUAGUGGUUUCCUGAGCAAGCAAGAGUUUUUUAAUGCUCUCAAGCUUGUGACCGUAGCACAAAGGCGUGAAUUAACACCAGACAUUGUCAAGGCAGCAUUAUAUGGCCCUGCUGCAGCAAAAAUUCCAGCUCCGCAAAUUAAUUUUCCUGCCACAUCUGCUCCACAGAUGGGUGCAGCUGUGCCACCAUCCUCUCCAAGUGUUGGGUUCAGAGGACCAGGAGUUCCAAAUGCUGGUAUGAGCCAGCAGCAUUUUCCAUCUGAACAGAACCUGUCAAUGAGACCCCAACAAACCAUGCCUGCUGCUACUGCCCUGCACCCUUCUCAAGGUAUUGCAGCUCCAGAGUCUUCUAGGGGAGGUAAUAUAGUUGGUCAACCUCAAGCUAUGCCUGCUGGUUCUACUCCACUUUCACAUCAAUCAAUGCCCACCGGUGCUACUGGUCCCAGUUUAACAAAUCAAAAUAUGUCUAGCAAUUGGCUUUCUGGAAGGCCUGGUGGAGCUUCAACUGGGCCACGAGGGGUCGCUCCAUCAACAGCACCAAGGCCACAAGCUGCAGUUUCAAUGUCCUCCCAGCCUACUGCUAAUGAUUCUAAAGCAUUGGUUGUUUCUGGAAAUGGGCUUGCUUCUGGCUUGGCAUUUGGAAGUGAUGCAUUUUCUGCAACCUCGUUUACACCAACACAAGAAUUAUCUACACAAACCUUUUCUCCCCACAGUGCACCCGCCUCACCAGGGAUUACACCAGUUUCAAGUGGGGCCCAACCCUUAGUUAAGUCCAACUCUCUUGAUUCAUUGCAAAGUACGUUCUCUAUGCAUUCUGCUGGUAGUCAAAGUCAAAGGCUAUACUCGUCUCCAAUCCAAGGCCAACCAGUUUCUUCCCCAAGCUCCUCUUUUACACCAUCAGGAAUCUCUGCUGGAGCUGUGAAUGCUGCCCCAAAUAGUUCCCAGCCUCCGUGGCCAAAAAUGAAACAAUCUGAUGUUCAGAAAUAUACUAAAGUGUUCAUGGAAGUGGACACUGACAGAGAUGGGAAAAUAACUGGUGAGCAGGCAAGGAAUCUAUUUUUGAGUUGGAGGCUACCUAGAGAGGUUUUGAAGCAGGUUUGGGACUUAUCUGAUCAGGAUAGUGAUAGUAUGCUAUCUUUGAGAGAGUUUUGCUUUGCUCUCUAUUUGAUGGAACGGUAUAGGGAAGGCCGUCCUCUUCCACCUGCACUCCCUAGAAAUGUUUUGUUUGAUGAGACACUCUUGUCCAUGACAGGCCAACCCAAUGUUUCAUAUGGAAAUGCAGCUUGGGGUCCCAAUCCUGGUUUUGGACAUCAGUCGGGGAUGGCUGCCCAGACAGUGACUCCGUCAGCUGGUGUAAAACCUCCAGUUCGCCCCAAUGCUUCUGCUGAUACUACUACAAUGUCCAACCAACAAAAACCAAGAGAACCAGUGUUGGAUGAUUCCUUUGGAACCCAACCCAAUAACAAUGGACAAAAUUUAGAGAAUGGGGCAGCCGAAGAUGUAAUGGCUGAUGGAAAAAAGGUUGAUGGAACUGAAAAGGGGAUUUUGGAUUCCAGAGAGAAGCUUGAGUUCUACCGUGAGAAAAUGCAGGAACUUGUCCUGUAUAAAAGCAGAUGUGAUAAUAGACUAAAUGAAAUCACAGAAAGGGCAAUUGCAGAUAAGCGUGAGGCUGAAAUGUUGGCUAAGAAAUAUGAAGAGAAAUACAAGCAAGUUGCAGAAAUAGCUUCCAAAUUAACAGUUGAAGAAGCAAAAUUUCGUGAGAUUCAGGAGAGGAAGACAGAGUUGCAUCAUGCUAUUGUUAACAUAGAACAGGGGGGCAGUGCAGAUGGUAUUCUUCAGGUCCGUGCUGACCGCAUACAGUCAGAUCUUGAGGAGCUAAUGAAGGCCCUGACUGAACGAUGCAAGAAACAUGGAUAUGAUGUUAAGUCAGCUGCAGUAAUUGAGCUUCCCACGGGUUGGCAACCAGGAGUUUCAGAGGGAGCAGCACUCUGGGACGAAGAGUGGGAUAAGUUUGAAGAUGAAGGAUUUGGCAAUGAGCUCACUAUUGAUGUGAAAAAAGGGGCCGUCUCUCAGAGAGGAAAAGCUUCUCCAGAUGGUAGCUUGACCCCUGAUUCCACUUCCUAUGCUGAUGAAAAAACUGCGAAUCUCUUCAGUGCUAGUAAUCGUGCCAUCGAGAGCGAGUCUGCAUAUACACACAGUGAAGAUGAAUCUGCCAGAAGUCCUCGUGGUAGUCCUACUGAUAGAAACUCUCUAGAAAGCCCAUCUAAACCAUUUUCUGAUGACCCUUUUGGAAAGAGCACUGAAGCAGACGCAGAAAGACACCAAAGUUUUGAUGAAUCAGGAUGGGGGACCUUUGAUAAUGAUGAUAUGGACUCUGUGUGGGGUUUUAAUUCUCUUAAUACCAAGGACUCGGUCAAGGCCAGAGACUUUUUUGGAUCAAGUGAUUUUGAUGUACACACAAGAACAGAAUCCCCAAAUGCAGAAAGCUUUUAUGAUAAGAAGAGUCCAUUUACAUUUGAAGACUCUGUUCCCAGUACUCCACUCUCCAAGUUUGGGAACUCGCCAUCAAGGUUCAGUGAGGCAUCAAGGGAUCAGUUUGACAGUUUCUCAAGGUUUGAUUCCUUCAGCAUGCAUGAUGGUGGAUUUUCACAGCAACCGGAUAGGCUUACAAGAUUCGACUCCAUAAACAGUAGCAAGGAUUUUGGCAGCGGGUUUUCAAGGUUUGACUCCAUAAACAAUAGCAAAGAUUUUGGCAGCGGAUUUUCCCCACAACCUGAGACACUCACGAGGUUCGACUCCAUAAGUAGCAGCAAAGACUUUGGCCAUGGGUUCUCUUUUGACGACUCAGAUCCAUUUGGCUCCAGCGGUCCAUUUAAAGUCUCAUCAGAUCAGCAGAGUCCGAAGAAAAGUUCUGAUAAUUGGCGUGCUUUCUAAUUGGUAAUCCAAAAGUUAAAAUGAUAAGAAAAAAGAUAAGUAAUUUUCCCUCGGGCUCUUAUACACCUUUUCCUGUUUUUGUUGAAGUUUUGUUGGGUUGCCUACCUUUUUACUAUGUGCUGUUGUGUUUAAUAUUCUGCAGCAUGGAAUUGGAUUGUUGUAAAGUUGUGCUGUAUUUUUUGUUACAUGGCGACAUUUUUUUGAGGGGUGUUGGCAUGCCAGAAUAGUGAUUGGAAAAUAAUAAACACACACACAAAAAAGUCUCCUUUUAA